Messenger RNA from Antechinus flavipes (yellow-footed antechinus), 1362 nucleotides. RefSeq names its product family with sequence similarity 168 member B (gene FAM168B). The transcript is spliced from 7 exons. Lineage: Eukaryota; Metazoa; Chordata; Mammalia; Dasyuromorphia; Dasyuridae. The record is from RefSeq and is a predicted model, not a curated record. The coding region runs from base 428 to 1015 and encodes 195 amino acids.
CUGCGCAGAUUCGGGAGGGGAGCGAUUGAGCUAGGGGGAGAGGCAGACCGUCAGACAGACAGAGGGACAGUGGGAAAGAGGGAUCGCCGCACAGCCCGGGCAGCUCUAGCAGCUUCUGAGAAGGCGCCGGCCGUGACGAAGAUUAGCCUCCGGAGCCCAGCAUCAGCACCCCGAGCCCGGAACACCUUCGGCGGCGGCGGCGGCGGCGGCGACGGCCGCAUCUCUCCUCCGGGGCCUCCUUACCCCCAGCGUCCAGCGUCGUCCGAGAACCGAGGCCGAAUCCCCGCCGCCGCCGCCGCCGCUGCCUGAGCCCGCGCCCCAGCCGCCGAGGCUGCUGCCGGGGGACCGAAGCAGGGAGAGCCCCUGCAGCCGCCACCCGAGCAAGCUAGCCCGCCUGCCCCCGUCGUCGCGGCUCGUUCUUGAAAUCAUGAAUCCUGUUUAUAGCCCUGGAUCUUCAGGGGUUCCCUAUGCAAAUGCCAAAGGAAUUGGUUAUCCAGCUGGCUUCCCAAUGGGCUAUGCAGCGGCUGCUCCUGCCUACUCCCCUAAUAUGUACCCUGGAGCAAAUCCAACUUUCCAAACAGGUUAUACACCCGGUACACCAUAUAAAGUGUCCUGUUCACCCACCAGUGGGGCAGUGCCACCUUAUUCAUCAUCACCCAACCCUUAUCAGACUGCAGUGUACCCAGUUCGAAGUGCCUAUCCACAGCAAAAUCCAUAUGCACAGCAAGGCACUUACUACACCCAGCCUUUGUAUGCAGCACCACCUCAUGUAAUUCAUCACACCACAGUUGUGCAACCAAAUGGCAUGCCAGCAACUAUGUACCCUGCUCCCAUUCCUCCACCAAGAGGAAAUGGUGUGACUAUGGGAAUGGUUGCUGGGACCACUAUGGCAAUGUCAGCAGGUACUUUGUUGACUACUCAUUCCCCUACUCCAGUAGCCCCUCAUCCAGUUACUAUGCCCACAUAUCGGGCCCCAGGAACACCAACCUAUAGCUACGUGCCCCCACAGUGGUGAUCAUCCUGGCAAAUGUUUGAAGAUGGGAGAUAUGCAAUCAAGUAAUUGAGGUUUAACAGUUGGUGCUGAAGCCCCUCAUGCCUCCAACCAGGACUUUCUUUCUUCUGAAUGCUUUCAACACUUUGCUAAACACUACUAAAUUCAGAUCACUGAAGAUUUCCAGUGCUGCAUAUCUUACAUCUUGGAACUCCAGUAGUUAGUCUUAAAAGCAAAUCCUGUUUUGUGGACUGUCUUGCAAUUUUUUAGCUAACUAUAAUGAUAAAAAGGGAGUAUAAAUUUAUUCUGAUCCAUAUCUAGUUGAAUGCAUGUUUAAAUACACACACACACACACCCACACACACACCCUC